Messenger RNA from Neospora caninum, 6330 nucleotides. RefSeq names its product putative phosphatidylinositol-4-phosphate 5-kinase. Gene Ontology annotation, biological process: phosphatidylinositol metabolic process. Gene Ontology annotation, molecular function: phosphatidylinositol kinase activity. Bases 1 to 6330 code for a protein of 2109 amino acids. The record is from RefSeq and is a predicted model, not a curated record. NCBI's taxonomy places the organism in Eukaryota, Apicomplexa, Conoidasida, Eucoccidiorida, Sarcocystidae. The transcript has 17 exons.
AUGGCUGUCGCCGGCUCCUCGUCGCCGGCCCAGCUUCCCGCCUCCAUGGAAAGAAACGGAGAGGCAGUUGACGCACGGGAACCGCGACAGGAGGCGAGCGAUGAUACCCAACACAGGGAGGAGGGAGACGACGAGGGCGGCCUGGUAGCCCGUUUAGCAAGCGGGGCUUCCGUGGCCACGCUUCCCCGGUCAGCGACGAGGGAAAGCGGCAGUCCCUCCGCUACUGCAGGCCCCCAGGCCCAGGAGAACCCCCCCACGGAGCAGCAAACAGACGCGCCGCCUCAGAGUGCGAAUCUGAACGGCGAAGCGCGCUGCGGAGCCGCCGCCGACCCCACCGCUGGGAGUUGCACAGACACUAGCGCCAGGCGGACGCCCGGGCAGAGCUGGACCGGGCGAGUGGCCAAAAUCUCGUCCGGGAAGUCUUGGGCUCACAAGCAGGUCCGCAUCGUGAGCAAGAGCAAGCGGCCAGGCAGCAGAGGCUCUGUAUCCGAGGCAGGGAGCAGAAAAGGCAGAAGCCGCGCCGGUGCGGCGUCUCACCGAAAGGCAGGCUCCCGCUCGGAGCCCAGGAGGGCUUCCCUGUUGACCGCGUGUCUCUCAAGACCUCUCCCAUCUACCGCUGGCACCGGCGAGAAAGUCGCGGGAUUCCAUGUUGAAGACAUCAGAGAAGUCCUCAAAUUUCUCCAGGGAAAAGCGAGUGAACCGACGUUCCUAUUGACGGAACCGUCAGAGAAGACGCUGCUCUGUGCUCUCUCAGAUCCCCUUGUUCUUCUGUCCUUUUAUCUGCACCUGGAGCAGAUUCGCAUCGGCCGCGUCCUCGCCCAGCGGGGGCACAAGGCCCCCAACGCAGACGUCGUGAACGCUCAGCACUUCGGAUUGGUUUCGGGAGACCAGCUGCUCUUGCUCGACGUCCUUAACACCUUCUUCUACUCCCGCCAGUAUAUUCCCAAGCCUCGUCUCCAAGAGUUCACGCAUCGGCUCGUAGAUCCUUGCCUGCUUGUUUUGCAACCUGCCGGUCUGAUCUCGCCUGCGCUUCUUCCUGCGAAUUUGUCCCUUUCUGGUUCGCUGGGCGCGGCGGGGGACACCAACACGCACCUGUUCCUCUCGUCUUACCACCGCUAUGUCCACAACUUUGAGAGCAACAGCCUGCCCUUCGGACUCGGCGUGGAGGAAAGGGACCGACUCGCCGCCGGCGACCGGAGCCGAGUCAGCGGCGACCCUGGCCUGGCCGUGAUCGACGAAAACUCGGAGGCGAAGGGAGUCUUGGAGCCGAUGCCGUCUCCGGGGCUCUGGAGAGCUCGAGACGCAGCAGACAGCAGCGCGGGAGAGGCCGCGAUCGAAAAGGAAGGAGAGGGAAGGAGAGAGGGCGACAAGACCGACGCGAAGUCGUUGCUGGCGCCCGCGUGGAAAAAUGAACGAAACGAAGACGGACGAGGAACCUCGCGCGUCUCCUCGAUCUUCCUGACCGGCAGCAGCAUGCAAGACAGCUCGGUCCGCAUGCAAAUCGAAGAAGCGGCUCAAUGCUCGGCUCAAAUCAAAGUUCUUCUGACCGGCUCCGAGGGACGCGAGAUGGAGGUGGCGAGGACCACGUUCCUCAGGACUUGCAUGAAGCUGCUGAUCGAGCAACUUCUGCCGCCCUGGACGUUCUUUGUGGAGCGAGUCCUGCCAGCCAUCCUUCGAGACAUUCACGACCCAAACGUGAUUGUUCAAAAAGUCGUUAUGGACAAGCUGUGGCGUCUGCGCAAGGACUUGGAAGCGGCCACAGGCACGCCCUGCGGCUUCACCCCGGCGUCGAACCCGAGCACGCAAGUUGCAGGCGUGGCGAACCUCGGCGAGUGUGGAGGCGACUUGGGCGAGCCCACAGGCGACCGAACGUGUGCGUCCGCUGCGCCGUCGCGCUUGGCGUUGUCUGCCGACUCCCUGUCUGUAUCUCUCCGCGCCACAGAUCUGUCUCCUGUCGACGGCAGGGACGGGAACCGGGAACCGUCGCGGGGGCUUUCCAGCGACAUCUCCGAGCGGGAGGAAGACCGCCCACGAAGAGUGACGCUGGACGACAGAAGAGAAGGCCGGGAGGGCCGAAGCGGGGACUCCCGGCUCGCUUCACCAAGUGAACGCAGGGGCGGGUCCGGGGCCGCGGCUGCUCCAGACCAUUCGGAAGCGCCUGAUGAGCCGACGGAGACGGCGAAACGCAUGCACGUCUCUCUCUCGCGUCCAGCGUCUGUGUCCUCGUGCUCCAGUCCGUCUCACGCCGCGACGAUAUCGCCUUCGAAACGCGGGGAAGCAGGCCCAGACGCCGGCGAGGGCAGCGAGGCGGCGUCGCUCGAAGAGCCCCAGUCGCUGGCCGGCUCGUUGCACCCGCGGGACUCCUUGCCGGCGUCCGGGCCAGACGAGACGUACAGACAGAUGCGCUCCACGUCGUCAACUGCGUCGAACUUCUCCAUCUCGCGACUCGUCCCGCAGCUGGCCUCGGGCCGGUCGUCCCGCCGUCGCGGCGGGCCAUCGCCCUCGCGGGCCUCGCCGCUCGACAUGUGCAGCUCUCCAGCGCGUCUCUCCCCCGUCGGCCAGGCCGCAGAGGCGCUCGAAGACUUCGCCUUGACGAACCUGUCGUCGAGGCCGUCGCCUUCUCGAGGGAGCAAGAGCAUCCCGAUGAGUCUGCGCCUCGUGAAGCGGAAUGCACUCACACAGACGCAACGUCCCGGGCGCGUUCGGGGGAAAGGCGAGGAAGAGCCUUCCGACGUGGGCGGAAACGCGGUGCGAGAGGACAGUCCGUUCUACGCGUUGACCUUCGCGAUGAUGCUCGGCCUGCAGAUGAGCAGCGAACUGAGUGCAUGCCUCGUCAUGCUUCGGCAUAAACUCGGGAGCUCAGUGGAUCUCGAGUUCCUCCUGGACGAACCGUUGCUGCUGCCUGUUCGCCAGUUCCACUUUUGCUGUUACCCGCAACUCCCUCGGCCCUUUUUUUGUGUCUUCGAAGACAUCGCCCCCGACACUUUCGAGUGCGCUCGGGAGCUGGCUGGAGUCACAGAACAGGAUUACCGGAGCAGCAUGUGUCGAACUGACUUUUCGUUCAUUGAGUUCGAGAGCAACAGCAAGAGCGGACAGUUUUUUCUCUUUUCUCACGACGGGAAAUACCUCAUCAAAACGAUCAGUUUGAGAGAGGUCAAACAAGUCCUCAAGAUUCUUCCGGCGUACAUUGAUCAUCUGUUGUCGAAUCCGAACUCGCUCCUGACGCGCCUGUUCGGCUUGCACCGCGUCGAGAUCUACAAGCGCUACGACUUGGUGGACGACGACGAGCUUCGGUCCAGCACACAGUUCGAGGACAGCGCGGGAGAGGAGUCUGGCUAUGUGAGCCCAGAAGCCGGCAGCGUGUUGACCUCCCCUCGGGAGUUCUCUCCCGGCGACGUCGAGUCGCACGCACGCGAGGAGGGACGGCCUGGCGGAGACAGCGCGCUCCCUGCCGAGCCAGGCGCCCAGCGCAGCGACGAAGGCCACUCGCAUGCAGAGGCCGCCCCCGAGAACGCAGCGCCGACGACUUCCGAAGAGGCGCCGAGCAAUCCGAACCGGCUGACGGGCGCUUCGCCGCCUUCGCCCGGGCCUGCUCAGCACCUUUUCGGAUCUCUCGAAUCCGCUGGCAGCGCGCAUGCAGAGACGCCCGCGCAGGAGGAAGCGGGACCGGGCUUUUCGGGCAAGGCCGAGCGGCAGUCGCUGUUCAAAGACGCCAAAAGAUCUCUCAAGAACAUGCGCGACACAGUCCGCACGUCGCUCCGGCCUGUGGCCGCGACUCAGGGAGACGCCGUCUCGGUCUCGGACUACGCCUUUACGCUGCCAAGAAGUGUCAGGUACUCCCCGGAACACGCGACGCACGGAGAAGACCAUACGUUUCUUUCCGGAAAGAACGCGCCGAAAGACGCCCACGGAGCAAGCCACGGGGAAUCGGAAGCGAGUCGGUUUCGAGGGAUGACAGAAGAGGGACAAGGAGGGAUCAAAGGGGAGACAGACGCCGAGAAAGCAAAGCGCAAACGCGACGGAGACUGUCGCCGGGGACGCCUGCCUUUUUUGCAAGGAUCCAAAAAGAAAUCCGAUUCCCACAAAGCUCUUCGGCAUGCAAAGUCGCGCACCUACGCCGUCCGCGACGAUGCAAAGAAGCAGAGCGUCACAUGCGCGUACUUCGCUGUGAUCGGAACGGCGUUUGAUCCCUUUCUGGGGCUUCACGAGGCCUACGACUUGAAAGGGAGUACUGUGAGUCGCCGUGCGAAGCCUGACGAUCGCGUCAAGAAAGAUGUUGACUGGUUGGAGGCCGGCCGGCGCCUUGACCUGAGAGACGAGGAGGCGCAGACGAUUCUCCGCGCCCACCGCCUGGACUGCGAAUUUCUCGAGACAAUUUCCGUCUUCGACUACUCGCUGCUUGUUGGCGUCCACAGAUGCAAGCGAGGCGUUCUCAGUCGAGCAGGCUCCCAAGCUGCGUCCGCCGUGGAGGGACAGCCGGCGCGCACUCCGCCCUCGGCCAUGAAAAGCUCCAUGGGGCCUCUCCGCCAAUACACGAAGAUCCAGCAACACUCUCUCUUGACCCCAUCGCAGUCGCUCCUCAGUCAGCCGUCGGCACACCCGCUCUCGGCAGAUCCCGCCCCCCUGUUGCCGCUGCUUUCUGCCGGAGGGUUCGCGGGGCUCGGCGUCCAGGCCUCCGAUGGAAAACCCAUCCCAAAGAAACCGUCUGCGCAACGCAGCCUGUCGAGUGCCUCGUCGGCGGAGCCUGACACGAUUUCCGUCUGCCUCGCGUCUUCGUCGAGCACCGUUGAUGAACGCAGAAGCUCGACAUUGGCCGGAGGUGCGCCGGCGGCUGCACAAGGAAAGUGCUUUGAGACCUCGACCGCGGGAAACGGCGAACCCGAGAACCCCGCCUCUCUGGCCUGGCUUCCCUCUUCUGCUGCCCCGACUCUGGACUCGCGCCCGCCUGCUGUGUCGCCUGGAGCCUAUUCCGUCGCGCCGAGGCGCUGUUCCUCUUCUGGCGUCGAAGCCGCCCCGACUCGCCCCUGUCUCCGUCUCGCGGCUAACCACGCCGCGGAACGCCCCACGUUUUCCGGGGCUUCCGGCUGCGCUCCCCAGGGCCCGUCUGGCCUCGCCAGAGGCGGCUCUGAGCUCGAAGACGACACAGGCAGUCUCGCAGAGACUGCGUGUCCGCUUCAGAGGGCGGACAGCAUCGCAGCCUCGAGCGCCUCGUCCUUCCCGCCUCCCCGCUGUUACUCCGCGCACGUGUCGAUGCCUUGUCCCUUGCCUUCGCCGCGCCGGCGGCGCGUCACAAUGAAGCAGUUGACGAGGGACGAAAGCCGCGUCGGAAGAGAGAGUCCGGGAUGCAGCAACUUGGGCUGCAUGAAGGAUGCCGAAAAGGACAGGAAGCGGGAAGGAAGCGAAGACGGACAGACGGUGAGGUCCGUAUCGCAGUCGGUCUCCUGGCCCGACGAUCGCGCCGACAAAACGCGAGAAAACGACGAGCUUUCCAUCUCCCGAUCGAGACCGGAGAAACACGCGGAACCAGAUGAUACCGCUUCACCUGCAACUUCCCGCCUGCCCUACACAGAGACUGCAUACACCUUUCUCGACAAAAGCUGGAUGGGAACCGCCUUCAUGUCGCUGCCUUCCCCGGAUAGCGGCUUCGGAGUCAAGGUCAUGAACGCGGACAUGACGGAAAUCUACUACUUGGGAAUCAUUGAUUUUCUCACCCCCUACGACUGGAGACGCUAUGGCCACACAGUCUACAAGCGGGUGAAAAGCUCCUUUAAGUGUGAGUUUGGUGAGAUUUCGCCAAUGCCUCCAGCGUAUUAUUCUCGGCGGCAGCAGGCGUUUCUUCGCGAUCACGUCGUUCAGGUCGUGCACCGCGAAAACUCUUCACCGGAGGCGCCGACGACGAUCGAGCGGGUGAAUUUGCGCAUGCCUCGUCGAACGCUCAUUCGCCUGUUGAAGUCCCGCGAGCGGGAAUUCAAAGGCAAAGGCGCCUUCGACUACGAAAAGGAGGGCCGCCUGGACGACGCUGUCGCGGCUGCAGAAGCCGGCGGCUUUUGUGCGCAGGGACAGGAGAGCGACAGGUGGCGGCGAUUGUCGACGCGCAGACGCCGCGACUCGCAACACCGAGGCGGGAGAAGGCAAAAGAAAGAGGCGCAGCGCGAAGCGUCUUCUCCGUGUGGGGUGAACGAGGCCGCCGAGGCGACACACGGCGGUGAGACGCGAGUGCAGGCACCGGGUGCAAAGGAAGACGCACAUCCUCCCGAGGCUGACGAGAGGCGAAAGAAAGAGUGCAGACGCUCGACUUUCUACAACCUCUACAAUUUAGUCAAGUUGUAG